AUGGGCACGUGGAGGUUAACACCGCGCGAGUAUAUGGCUUCGACUCGUCUGCUGUAUCUGGGCCAGUUGAAAUGGCAAGAAAGAGGAAUUGUCACGGGUACGAAGCUGAAUGCCCGUGGUCCAUACUCGCACAAAAAGAAAGCAUUAAGCCUGGACUUCGUAGACCUGUGGUACCUUCACGCUCCUGAUCACAACACGCCGUAUGAAGAAACUUUAGAUGCCGUUAAUGAGUUAUACAAAGCAGGCUACUUCAAACGGUUCGGCAUCAGCAAUUAUGCAGCCUGGGAGGUGGCACAAAUCUGCGAGCUCUGUGAAAAACGAGACUGGAAGAAACCAGAUGUGUAUCAAGGCGUGUACCACGCCUUGCACAGUCACAGUCCCAACGACCGUGGCUCAAAUUACUUUCGCCGUCAGUACUGGAACGAUGCAUAUUUUGAUGCGCUUGAUGUCAUCAGGCCCGUGGCUAGGAAGCUGGGGAUGACAACUGCCGAGGCAGCUUCUAGAUGGGCAAGUCAUCAUAGUAUGAUGAAGAAAGAAUAUGGAGAUGCUAUUAUUAUAGGUGCGAGUAAUAUUACUCAAUUGGAGGAAAAUCUCAGGAGUCUGGAAAAGGGACCUUUGCCAGAGGACAUGGUGAGAGCGUUUGACGAAGCUUGGGCUAUUGUCAAGAGUGCUUGUGGGCCAUACUUUCAGUAA
Molecule: messenger RNA, 693 nt
Organism: Talaromyces stipitatus ATCC 10500
Lineage: Eukaryota; Fungi; Ascomycota; Eurotiomycetes; Eurotiales; Trichocomaceae
Product: aldo/keto reductase, putative
Exons: 4
Coding region: 1-693 (230 amino acids)
Molecular function (GO): oxidoreductase activity
Source: RefSeq, a predicted model, not a curated record